CUCAGCCCACCACUAGGGAGAAAGAAACAUAUGCAUGCCACCAACGCAAGGAGCUCAGAACCUCAGAUACGCAUCAGUUGGCAGCAGCAGCCGACGCAGCGGCCAAGAGCGAUAAGUAGUAGUAGACGACGGUGGGCGGUGCGGCGUGCAGUGCAGCAGCGUGCUCGUACUACACUACUAGUAGGCACCCCGCAGCGCACGCAGCAGCACCGCAAGUAAACGAUACCGCGCGUCGCCAAGAGCUUACCGACACCGAGAAGCAGCCACGCACGCGCGGGGAGCUAGCUAGCUAGAGCGCGCGCGAGAGCGACCGUCGAUCGGCGGCCACCCACCCGCCAUGUCAGCGUUAGUGGACGCGCUGUGCGCCGCGCCGCCGCCCAGCGACGCCGCCGCGCUCGUCUACGACACCUUCAACGCCGCCAGCUUCCUCUUCGACACCGCCGCGUUCUGUGACGGCGCCGGCAUUGUCGUCGCCCCGGCGUCCGCGCAUCAGCAGCAGCAGCAGGCGGCCGUGGAGGAGGCGCCGGCGGGGGAGGCGCAGGCAGCGACGACGACGUCGACGACGACUAGGGUCAGGAAGCGGCGGCGGCGGGCGCGGAGCUGCAAGUCGAGGGAGGAGACGGAGACCCAGCGGAUGACGCACAUCGCCGUCGAGCGCAACCGCCGCCGCCAGAUGAACGAGUACCUCACCGCGCUCCGCUCCAUCAUGCCGGAGACCUACGUCCAGAGGGGUGACCAAGCUUCCAUCGUCGGAGGGGCAAUCGAGUUCGUGAAGGAGCUGGAGCAGCAGCUGCAGUGCCUCGAGGCGCAGAAGCGCAAGCUACUGGCGGCGGCGAGGCCUGACGCGACGCCAAUGCACGCAAGCAGCGGCAGCGGCAGCACCAGGACCUGCUGCGCGGAUUCCGCGACGGCGGCGACGACGAGCAACUGCAGCAGCAGCGUGACGGAGGACGCGGCGGAGCACGCGCACGCGCCGCCGCCCCCAUUCGCGCAGUUCUUCACGUACCCGCAGUACGUGUGGUGCCACUCGGCGCGGAACCCCGCGGCGGCUGAGGGGGAGGAGGACGGCCGGCGGUCGGGGGUGGCCGACGUCGAGGUGACCCUGGUGGAGACGCACGCCAGCGUGCGCGUGAUGACGACGCGGCGGCCCGGGCAGCUCCUCAGCUUGGUCACCGGGCUGCAGGCGCUCCGCCUCGCCGUGCUCCACCUCAGCGUCACCACGCUGGACGCCCUGGUCCUCCACUCCAUCAGCGUCAAGGUGGAGGAAGGGUGUGGCCUGGCGACGGCGGACGACAUCGCCGCCGCCGUGCACCACGUGCUUUGCAUCAUCGACGCCGAGGCCACCGAGCAGCAGCUGCUCGCUGCAGCGGGGCCGCAACCGCAAUAGGGCCGCCCGCGAGCCGACCGACCGACGUCCCCGGCGAUCGAGGAGACGAGCGUAGAUGCGACGUGACUCAAAGUCAUGUACUACAAGCAUCAUAUGCGAAAAUUGAAGGGUCCGGUGAAACGUCGUCUCCGUGUAAUUGUGUAGUUUGAUCUCUUUUCUUUUUUUCGUUUUUUCCCCCUAGUAGAUGUGUAAGCGUGUUUUCGGCAUGUUGUCGCGAUGUUCCGUUUAGCGUUCGAUCUGUGAUGAUUAGCUCUUCAGCUGUGCUGUCCAUUCCCUCAGUGUUGUUCAAGACGGAGCGGGGCGAGGGCACAGUCCAGGUUACCGUACCGUUUGGUGAAAAUUUACAGGACCUCAGUGGUAGAAAUAUAUUUCGCCAUUUUCAGCGAUUUUCGAAAAAAAAA
Messenger RNA from Sorghum bicolor (sorghum), 1788 nucleotides. Its product is annotated as transcription factor bHLH96. Gene Ontology annotation, biological process: regulation of transcription by RNA polymerase II. NCBI's taxonomy places the organism in Eukaryota, Viridiplantae, Streptophyta, Magnoliopsida, Poales, Poaceae. Gene Ontology annotation, molecular function: RNA polymerase II cis-regulatory region sequence-specific DNA binding; DNA-binding transcription factor activity, RNA polymerase II-specific; protein dimerization activity. Bases 338 to 1387 code for a protein of 349 amino acids. The record is from RefSeq and is a predicted model, not a curated record. The transcript has 3 exons.